This is a messenger RNA of Aspergillus candidus, 1669 nucleotides long. RefSeq lists its product as uncharacterized. The record is from RefSeq and is a predicted model, not a curated record. Lineage: Eukaryota; Fungi; Ascomycota; Eurotiomycetes; Eurotiales; Aspergillaceae. Bases 387 to 1577 code for a protein of 396 amino acids. The transcript has a single exon.
UGACCUCUAACGGCAGGUACAACCUCAUGGAUCUCAACAGAUUCAUCGCUUGCCAUCGCUUGGAAUCGGAGUGCAAUGACACAUAAGUAUAUCCCUUGACCCCUCCCUCUCUUGUGUAACGUCGGACGGGGGUUCUUGAUUGAUUAUUUAUUUAUUUUCCCCCGGAUUUUGAUCCAUUCAAUUGAUUCGGUUUGUCGUCGGGGAUCGACUGUGACAUUCAUUUAACUUGUCAUAUACCGCCACUGUGACUGCCUCGAGCUUGGAACCGUUUUUGUACACUUCAGCUCGGCAUCUUUUAGCUCUACAGGAUCAACAACAUCAUCAACUUCAACAGGAAGACAACAUAUCUUAGUCUCAUCCACUACUUCAACAUCUGAACGAACAUUAUGAUUGCCCCCAACACCGUGUAUGAUGACCCGCCCGUCUUGCCCCCAGGAGACUCCCCAGAGCUGGCCCUGGUCGCAGCCUCGCCGCAGGAACGGAUCGAGACCAUCAAGCUGAACAGCACCGCCUGGAAAGGGUUCCUUGACCUCGAUUCCUACAUCGCAAGGGAGGACUACCUGCGGCAGCAGCGUCUGAACAAAGACGGCCUCACCUGCUGGAUCCUGGUGGACCGUCGGCAGCCAGAGGGCCAGAGGACAAUCCUGAGCUCCUGCGAGACAUACAAGAAGCACGCUCUGUUUGCCCACGACGGCAAAGUCGAGGACGUGGUGGCGUAUGGCGUCGGGAGUGUCUACUGCCGGUCGGAGUUUAGAGGGCAGGGCUACGCGAAGAGAAUGAUGCAGCUUUUGAGCGCGAAGCUCGAUGCGCGGCAGAUGGGGACCGAGGGGCCUGGGAACUCUGCCUUCAGUGUCUUGUUUUCGGAUAUCGGGAAGAAGUUCUAUGCGCAGUUUGGCUGGAAGCCGUUCCCGUCCUCCCAUCUCUCUCUACCGCCCAUCUCCAAGGAACAGCAUGACGGGGGCCUCUCCACAGCCACUCUGCCAAAGGCGACAACGUUGCACGCCCAGGACAUCCGGGACUGCAUGUGCAAUGACGAGCUGAUCCAGAAAGAGCGCGACUUUCUGCGCGUAGCCUCCCAGGAAAGCCAGACCCCCAAAGUAGCCAUCGCCCCCAGUUUUGAGCACUUUGAGUGGCACUGGGCGAGAGAGGAAUUCCUCUCCAAGAAGAUCCACCCCAAAAGGAGCCCACCCGCGAUCAAAGGCGCAGGGGAAGAACGUUCUGGUGUGUAUUGCGCCUGGAACAGGAACUUCGGCGAGUCUCCCCAGGAGAACACGCUGUAUAUCUUGCGGUGGGUGUACGAUGAACCCACCACGCCGGAGGAAACCGACGCGACGGUCAAGAGCAUGGCUUCGAUCCUGAGGCGUGCUCAACUCGAGGCGUAUGAGUGGAACAUGGCCCAAGUCGAGUUUUGGAACCCCACCCCCCUGCUGGAGAAGGCAGUUGCGCUCUUGGACCCGACCGCCAAGGUGGUCCAUCGUGAAGACAGCAGCAUCGCGUGCUUCAGGUGGACGGAUGCCGAGAAAGGUCCCACCAAGGAUGUGGAGUGGUUCUGGAACGAGAAGUAUGCCUGGUGCUAGUGGCUUUAUAGCUGUCGCAUUUCUGGCCCUUUUUUUUUUUUUUUUUUGUUCAACCAUUUCUUUCUGAGGACAGGGAGGACGAUAUAUUCCAC